CAAUUUGAUUAGAUUUAUUUAAUAUAAUAAAUAAAUUCUAUUUAAAAUAAGUUAAGACAUCUUUUAUUAAUUAUCGAGAAUAUUAGAUUUUUUGUACUUCCAUAAGAGUUUGCAUAAUGUAUAAUGAUUAAUUUAUUCGUGCUAUUAUACAUUAAAAUCUUUUUGCUGCUAUUAUAAACAUUUUCUUAUUAACUUGAUAAAUUAUGUCUAGUGCAAUUAAACCAAUAAGCAAAUUAGAUAUUCACAAAAUUUGUUCUGGACAGGUUGUUCUUAAUUUAGCAACUGCAGUAAAAGAAUUAAUUGAAAACAGCUUGGAUGCUAAAUCAUUAUUUGUUGAAAUAAAGUUAAAAGAGUUUGGUAAGGAUUUGAUAGAAGUAAUAGAUAAUGGAGUUGGAGUUCAUCCUGAUAAUUUCGAAGGACUAGGUCUAAAACAUCAUACUUCUAAAAUUCAAGAUUUUUCUGAUUUGAGUUCAGUUGAAACAUUUGGCUUUCGAGGAGAAGCUCUGAGUUCUUUGUGUGCUCUCAGUGAUGUUAUAGUUAUAACUAAACAUUCUUCUCAGAUAUGUGGCACUAAAUUAGUAUUUGAUCAUCAAGGUCUUAUAAAAAGUCAAGUUCCUUAUCCUAGACAAGUUGGCACUACAGUUACUUUGUUAAAUUUGUUUUCAACAUUACCUGUUCGUCAUAAAGAAUUUCAAAGAAAUUUAAAAAAAGAAUUUGGAAAAAUGAUUCAGGUGAUUACAGGUUAUUGUUUGGUUGCAACAUCAGUCAAAAUUUUGUGUUCCAAUCAAUCAAAAACUCUCAACAACAUUCUUCUUUCAACACAUGGAAGAAGUACUGUUUUAGAAAAUAUAUCUUGUAUUUUUGGUUCAAAGCAGACUAGCAAUUUAUUAGUUAUCAAAAAAGUUAUUCCUGAAGAAAUAUAUGUUGAAACACAACAUUUUUUUGAAAUUGAUGGAUAUAUAUCUAACUGUGAUCACAGUUGCGGCAGAAGUUCGAAAGAUAGACAGUUUUAUUUUAUUAAUUCGCGACCAUGUGAACCAUUAAAGAUAAUAAAAAUUGUAAAUGAAAUUUAUCAUCAGUAUAACCAGAAUCAGUAUCCAUUUGUUUAUCUUAAUAUAUUAAUUGAAAGAGCUCAAGUUGAUGUUAAUGUUACACCAGAUAAAAGACAAAUUUUUUUGACAAAUGAAAAAUAUCUGUUAACAAUACUAAGAGCUAGUUUGAAUAAAUUAUAUGAAUCAAUUCCGUCUACUUACAAAAUAAACACAAGUUUGUAUGAAUCAACUUCAUUAAAAAGGAUAUAUAAUGAAACAAGCAUAGAAAAUACUAAAACUAAACAACCUAAGUUAGAUUCAGCAUUUGAAAUAGAUAAUUUAGAAAGAAAUAAUAGCCAGAGUUCUAAACAAAUGGAAAAUGAGCCCAAAUGUAUUUUAAAAAAAUUCAAAGAUUUUUCCACUGCAACAAAAAAUAUAUCUAAACAAACCCAAGAAGUUUCUUCUAGUGUUAGUGAAAUAAUAGACAGAAAAAUCUUUCAUUCAAAUAUCUGUGGUAGUGAUACAAUGAAUUACACUAAUACAAUUAUUUCCUAUAAUGACAAAAUAAAUGAAUCUAUUGAUAUAAAUAAUGAUCAUGAUAACUGUAUAACUUCAUUUAACUUGAAAAAUGUAACUAGUGACAAUAGUUGUGAUUUGUUCAACAUUAUACUCAGUGAAGAAUUAAAAACACGUGAAAAAACUUUACAAACUUUUGAUUGUCAUAUCAAACAUAAGAAUUUAAAAAAAAAAAAUGAAUGCUCUGGUAAUACAGUUAUUGCAAGUAUUCAUAAUAAUUUACCCAUUAACCACAAUAAAUCAAUUGAAAUAGACGAGUCAAAUUUUUCAAAACACAGAAGAAUUUUUGCGGUUGAAAUUAAUAUUAAUAACAUCAAAGAAUAUUUUACAUAUUUCAAUAAUAAAAAAAAAAAAAAUCAAAAUAUUAAAACAAAAUUUUUUGCUACAAUUGAUCCUGGUAAAAAUCAACAAGCCGAAAAUGAAUUAAGUAGAGAAAUAACUAAGGAUAUGUUUAAACAAAUGAGUAUUAUUGGACAAUUUAAUUUGGGUUUUAUUAUAACAAAACUUGAUGGAGAUUUAUUUAUUGUUGAUCAGCAUGCUACAGAUGAAAAAUAUAAUUUUGAAAUACUUCAACUAAACACUAAGAUAACUAGUCAAAAACUUUUUUUACCUCAACAAUUAGAUCUUACUUCCAUUAACGAAAUGGUUUUAAUGGAAAACUUAAAUAUUUUUAGAAUGAAUGGAUUUGAUUUUGAUAUUAAUGAAAAUGCUGAAACUACAAAAAAAAUUAAACUAACCACGAUACCAAUGAGUAAAAAUUGCCAAUUUGGUAAAGAAGAUGUCGAAGAAUUAAUUUUUAUGUUACAGGACGCUCCACAAACAUUAUGCAGGCCAUCCAGAGUUCGAUCUAUGUUUGCUUCCCGUGCUUGUCGUAAGUCAGUUAUGAUUGGUUCUGUAUUAACCGCUAAAGAUAUGAGAAAAAUAAUUGACCAUAUGGGCGUAAUUGAGCAACCAUGGUUCUGUUUCAGGUGGUUGUCGCAGCUAACCAGUGCUCAUACCUCAUCUGCGGUUCUGUAGGUUUUAUUAAUUAAAAUGUUGAGAAAUUGAAAAUAUAAAAAGGUAAACAUUAUUAAGAAAUGAUAGGUAAUAUAAAAUAGCUUUAUGUUAUAGAUAGUGAUUUAUUCAGUUAAGAUUAUUUUUAUAAUAUUUGAUAAUGACUAGUAGGUAAUUUUUUUACCAAUUAUAUAAUUUAAAAAAAGAUAUAUUUUUAUACAUAUCAUUGAAAUAUUAAUUAUUUAUUGAGUCAAAGUAACUAUUAUCAAUACUUGUUUGUUAAUUUGUAGUUGGUAUUUACAUAUUUAUCAAUUAAUUUAUUUUUUAUUUAAUAUAACUGUGAUAACUACAUUUUAGUCACUUGUUUUAUUUAUUCAUUAGUUCAGUUUAUCUUUAGCUCAUAUUUCUCAAUUUUGUGUAGGCGCCCAUUCUCAUCAUUUAUGUGUUAUAUGAGUAACUAGACGUUUCUUUUAGUAUAAUAUAUAGUCCAUUCUUUUCCAUACCCAAGAGAAUUGGUGUUUGGGUACUAUUUGUCAUCCCCGCCCGUUCAUCAAUGUCAAAUGAUAACUGUUUAUUAUUGAUAAUAAAAAAAAUAUCGCAAUUAUGGAUAAUGUAGUUAAUAUUACCGAUAUUGUAAAUGAGUAAUGCUACUUUAAAUUACUUAAUUUGAUCAUGCUAUUUUGGUAAUA
Molecule: messenger RNA, 3289 nt
Organism: Daktulosphaira vitifoliae (grape phylloxera)
Lineage: Eukaryota; Metazoa; Arthropoda; Insecta; Hemiptera; Phylloxeridae
Gene: Pms2
Product: mismatch repair endonuclease PMS2
Exons: 14
Coding region: 204-2624 (806 amino acids)
Biological process (GO): mismatch repair
Cellular component (GO): MutLalpha complex
Molecular function (GO): mismatched DNA binding; ATP binding; ATP hydrolysis activity
Source: RefSeq, a predicted model, not a curated record